Molecule: messenger RNA, 1056 nt
Organism: Candidozyma duobushaemuli
Lineage: Eukaryota; Fungi; Ascomycota; Pichiomycetes; Serinales; Metschnikowiaceae
Exons: 1
Coding region: 1-1056 (351 amino acids)
Source: RefSeq, a predicted model, not a curated record
AUGUCAUUCAAACUUCCCUCUUUUGAUCUUAAAUCGAUCCAGGAAUCGCUCCCCAAGGUCGACCUUGACAACAUCACCAAGUCAUUCCAGAACAGCGGUAAGGCUGUCCUGGAGUACCUGGAGCUGUUCAAGGAGUCUAUUCAGCCCUUCACUACCAAGACCCAAAACUUGAUCUCCACCCAGUUGCACCAGGUCCAACAAUUGGCUCACACGCACAUUGGCUCCAACAUUGAGGUGUCUGAGUUGCCUGAAGACUAUUUGGAUUUGGAGAAGAGCUGCGAUUUGUUGUUGAAGUUGUACACCGACUUGAUCCAGUACACCAACGAGACCUAUGGCGUGGUGAGCUAUGACUACCCUCCCGGCAACACUGCCAUUUCAAAGAUCCGUGAUGCCAACGUCGGUGGGAUCUUCUCCAGCAAGUUCAACCAGUUGAAGAACGUGUCUACUCCUCAGGAAAUGGAGAAGGUGCUUAUGGGUGGCGCUGAGGAGAAGCCAGAGCAAGAUGAAGGUACCGUUGAGGUCCAGACCAUCUCUGCUCAGUUGCCCAAAACUCUCUACGGCCAAUUAGCCACAAUUGCCAGCAAGCACAGCGAGGAUUUCAGAGAGUCGUCCAACACCUUGUCGUUCGCUCUUUUGAAGAUCUCUUCUACCUACACCGAGGUGGCCACCUCCAGAUUGGAGCAAGACAAGAAGGUCUUGGCCGAGUUGAACCAUGCUUUGGUCAAGAUUUUGAACGAGCAGUUCAUCAAGGUCAACGAGUUGAGGAAGCGUGUGUACAGCGCUAGACUGGAGUUCGACUUGGCCAGAUCCAAGAAGAGUGGCACCCCUCAGGAUGAGGAGGACGACGACUUGAUUGCCAAGGAGGACGAGUUGGUGAGUGCUACUGAGGUGGCAGUGUUGGAGAUGAGAAAGCUUUUGAAGCCAUCCAAGAAUGUCGACCUCUUGAAGGUCUUCAUUAAGAUCCAGAAAGAGCAUUUGGAGGUGAGUGCAAAGAAGUUGGGCUCUCUUUUGUCGGAGUUGGACAAGAUUGAGUUCAAGGACGAGGAUGACGAGUAG